Messenger RNA from Cuculus canorus (common cuckoo), 387 nucleotides. RefSeq names its product protein phosphatase 1 regulatory subunit 12C-like. The annotation marks the transcript as partial. The record is from RefSeq and is a predicted model, not a curated record. Gene Ontology annotation, molecular function: enzyme inhibitor activity; protein kinase binding; phosphatase regulator activity. The transcript is spliced from 5 exons. Gene Ontology annotation, cellular component: cytoplasm. Lineage: Eukaryota; Metazoa; Chordata; Aves; Cuculiformes; Cuculidae.
CCCCGCCCCCCAUCGCCCCCCCCGGCCUGCGACUACGAGAGGCUCUAUGAGGGCCUUUGGUCGGAGAACGUUCGUCUCCGGGAGCAGUUGGAGGAGACGGAGCUGAAACUGAGUCAGAGCCGCCUCGAGCUCGAGCGCCUCACGCAGCGUCAGGAGCGAAUCGCGGAGCGUCCGGCACUGCUGGAGCUCGAGAGAUACGAGCGUCGAGCGCUGGAGCUGAAGGCGGCGGAACUCGAGGAGGAACUGAAGGCUCUCUCGGAUCUUCGCGCCGAUAACCAACGUCUGCGGGACGAGAACGCAGCGCUGAUCCGCGUCGUCAGCAAACUCACCAAGUGACCCACGGCGACCCACGGCGACCCACAGCGACCCACGGCGACCCACAGCGCC